ACUAGUAAAUACCCUGUUCCCUUCUGGAGAAAUGCCUGUGGCAACAAAAAUUAAGAGCCUUUCACUCUUUUGCAGAGACAGAAGAGCAACUGGAGCACCUGGUGAAGCUUAUGACAAGAAGGGUUUCCUAAGGGCUGGGAAGGCAUGAAAAUGAAAUGGGAGACUGCUCUGUGGACGGUUGCCUGCUUACUGUUUGCAUCUCUACCAAGAGGUCGACCAGACACAACAUGCCAUGCAUUUGUUGGAGAAACUGUUGUUUUGCCUUGCAUCACCACUUCUCCUGGAAAGCUGACCCUCUCCAAUUCAAUGCUGUUCUGGCAGAUAGAGGCUGACGAUCCUCAGCACACCAUUGUAGUGCACUUUGUUCUCAAUGGGCAGGAUUUGCCGCAGUUCCAGAAUGACAAUUACCAUGGCAGAACUAGCCUUUUUUUUGACCAGAUGAAGCAUGGCAACUUUUCCUUAAAGCUCUCCAAUGUUAAAUUACUGGACACAGCUGUAUAUAGUUGCAUCUACAAACAGACGGGGGAUCAUGCCGACAAAACACAGAAAUCUAAUGUUAAACUCAUUGUAUCAGCUCCUUCUAUCACUGAGGAGGCUCCUUCCCCCUCUGGACGCAGGCAGAUUUCCUCCAGAAGCCCCAAUGAUGCACCAUGUCUGGCAAUGCUUCCCCUCUCUUUCUACCUCCUGGUCUCACUGGGAGUUUGGCACUUGUAACUGGGGAAGCCAACCUUCUCUUUGGGAAGUUCUCUUCACCAGAGGACCUCAUUGGGCAGAACAGCUGUGUAGACAGAACGGUGUGACAACUGUUCCAGAGCCACGUGAAAGAAACACCUUAGCUGAAAACAGACCUAGCACUAGGUGUUUAUAUCCUGAAUUUUGAAGUUCCACAAAAUCAAAGGCAGCAAGACUCUUGAGGUGGCAAGUCUGGUUUUCAUUUGUUUCUUGGAGCCCGGUUUUAGUACUGGCAGUAUGAACAUAUGGAUUUUGUGGUUUUGCUUUAAUGACAGCAUAAAAGACUCAUAAAACUACAAAGUCACAUCAUAAUUGACCCUAGUGAGAUCUUUUGCCUAAGAUCUUAUCUGUUGUCCUUCAAGAGAAUUGUAGGGAGGAGAAAGGUAAUCACCCUCUGUGUCAGAUAAAAACUGGAAGUAGGAAGCUGCUCUUGUUUUCUGACAUGUAAGGACACAAAGCUUGUGCAACUUGAGCAUGUGAAACUUUAGCUUCUAUUUUUACUCCUAAGCAUCAUGGGCUAUCAGUAACAACUUUUUCUUCCACAAGAAAUGUAGUAUUUCUUUAGCGGAAGGGUGAAGCUGGCUGAGAAUGAUGAUGGAAAUUCAUAAAACAUCAACAUAGAGGAAGCGAUAUGUUAUUACAAAAUCCACUUCUAAAUAAGCCAAAAGCAAAAAAGAUUUAAUUCAGUAUUUCCUCUUUCUGUCAUGAAACACAGCAAGGUAAAUGUGAUUAUUGUGCAAAAGAUGGAUUCUUAAGGUAGAACUGUGCCAAAAGAAAUUGGUACUGCGAUAAUGUUAUAUCUUUAAAAGCAGCACCUUUGAAGGAAAACUGGUCAGAAUAAUUGUAACUGAUACCUAUGCAAAUUAAAUGGAUUUACUUCUGGAAAUGUUUGAUUCAGGUAGCACAGAUGUCCUGUGUAAACCUAAGAUUGAAAGGAUCCUGAAUACCAGCAGUAUCAAGAAAGUCCAGAAGUUCUGUUUCAGGCCACAGUUGCUGCACCCACCCUAUUGCAGAACUGAGAAGCAUCCAGAGAACUAUUCACCCAGGCUGGUGAACAGGGGUGACUGCAAGGCGCUCCUUCUGGCUGGGCCCUCAAGCCAGGGGAAGUGGCUGACUCAUAAGGACGCACAUAAAGUCGAUUUGGAACAAUUCUACCCUCUUUCCAACAGAAAGACAGGAUUAUUUUGUAAGAAAGGGAGCAGAAUAGAGCUUUAAGUGGUAUCCUUUGAGGUAAAGGAAAUGGUUACCUCUGACUUUCUUAACAAAGUGCUCUUUCCUCACAGUGGGGAAGAGGGAUGGAAUCCCAUGCACAGCCGGAGCUGCUGCUGCAGUGAUGCUCAGCUGGCACUUAGGCUACUCUGCAUACACGGAAGCUUAGUGUAACAGUCGGCGUCCCAUUUCAUAUAAAGAUUUUAAUAUAUGAAUUGUACAUACUGUGAUUGUCUUUUUGCAUCCUACCUUCCAAAUGUUUGUCUCAGAUUCCAUGUAUUUUUCAAAACAAAAGUUGAUUUAAAAUUAAAGCUUAAACAAACAAAACCCUGAGGAGAGCAAUCGCUUGGUCUGUAAGAGUUCUUAAUUCGUAUUCCAGUUGUUCCUACAGUUAGCUAGGCUCCCCAUGCAAUCAGAAAGUCCAAAAGGUGGUAUCUGUACAGGCCUGUUAGUCCCAAAACUCUGAACUG
This is a messenger RNA of Pezoporus flaviventris, 2411 nucleotides long. RefSeq names its product ICOS ligand-like. The transcript has 5 exons. The coding region runs from base 145 to 714 and encodes 189 amino acids. Gene Ontology annotation, cellular component: external side of plasma membrane. NCBI's taxonomy places the organism in Eukaryota, Metazoa, Chordata, Aves, Psittaciformes, Psittacidae. Gene Ontology annotation, biological process: T cell costimulation; cellular response to lipopolysaccharide; immune response. The record is from RefSeq and is a predicted model, not a curated record.